AAAGCAAACAGCAUGAAUGAUUGAAAAACAGAGCCGCGGGCUGUGGCUCUACUAGAUCAGGGCAUUUCCCAUGGCGGACGAAAAGCAAGAGAAAACAGAAUGCCGAUGGCACGACGGGUGAAUGGAUGGGUGACAUGCGAUGCCGAACUUACUCUCCAGCAAUGGCAAUAUACACAUAUGCACCCACYAAAUCACGAACCCGCAAGGAUACAUUAAUCGCAGACAGCACAAGCAGAACAGGAAAUGGCGAACGACGGAAUCUAUCAUCCUCGCCGCCGUUCGUGCCACCAUCCAAGAACUAAUUCGGUAUGUUCUUUGUCUGGUUCUUUCUGUACUCAAGUUUGGUCUGGCGCUACAGUUUCAUCGUGUCAUUUUCGUUAGCACAAUUAUCUAUUUUUGCCGUAGACAGGACGACACUCGUUUUAUAAACAACUAUUGGAGCUGUCUGAAUUAUUCUGUCGUCCAAGACAAAAUAUUGCUGUUACGUUUCUGUCGGAUCUACGGCAUACGACAAUGACCAAGGGUGCUAUCGAUUUGACACGGAACAAAACACGGUGAUCAUGAUGCUCGUACCGAACCCACAAUAAAAUCAUAGUAAACUUACCCUACCUGUCGCCAUCGCUCCUGCUUUUUUGCUACAUGCAGCAUGUAUUUCUUUGUGAAGAAUGUGAACGGUACCAGUGGAAACAAUGAAGAUAACCACCAUCAAAUUCAUUUCGGUGGAAAGGAUUGAAAAAGCAACACGACAGGAGACAAACACCGACUACUGCACAAACCCCUUUCCUCGGUAUUGUCUAGCGAAACCAAUUUGACCGACUYAUGUAUAAGAUGAAUSCUUCUUUCUAACCGUGCACUCAAAGUCAAAACGAUCGUUCUCUGGGCAAGACAUUUGGCGAAGCAAAAMAAGAAGAAAAUGGGACAGGGUAUCCGCCACAUGGAUGGAUAUGAAUAUAGAAUUUUAAAAAUA
Molecule: messenger RNA, 967 nt
Organism: Pseudo-nitzschia multistriata
Lineage: Eukaryota; Bacillariophyta; Bacillariophyceae; Bacillariales; Bacillariaceae
Source: the annotation of a GenBank genome assembly